CCAGUGUGGGCAGAGCAACGCUCUGUGCUGGGAAACAAUAUACUGUGAGUAGCAGGUACAGUUCCUGGGCCCGUGAGGUGAGGCUCAUGAUCUAAGAAUAAUGGACCGGAAAAGACUGGCAGCACACUUGAAGAAAGAGGAAACUCAACAAACACAAAAAACCCCAUGCAAGAUAAGUACAGAUGCCAUAAGAACAGCAGGGUACGACGGUGAGAGCAGAUUUUCAGGCUCUUCUCAGCUCGGAGCCCAACUGAAGCCACAGCCGUCCCAACCUAGAUUUUGAGAAAACACGUUGCCAUUGUCUCCUCACCCUAACCAGAGCAGGGGCUGUUGGAUGUUCCGUUGGCAUGGGGCUGGGCAGCUUCUCCUCUGGUCUCGGUCGUCUGUUCGUAUGGGGACUGGCGAGGGCUCGCGUUGCCGGUGUUUCCCCGUCGUUCUCGGGCUGGAGCCGGGGGCUAGUGGGAAGUCCCGACGGCGUGGGGGCCAGCCCGCGUUCCUUCCCUGGCUGAGUGGGGCCAAUAAGAGCCACUGGAUAAAAACUCUGGAAUUCGACUGUGGAACCUCUGCUCGAUCAUGGCCAAGGCCUCAGUGCGCCCUUGGAUGGAAGAGCUCUCGUGCCUUCGGAUAUGGCGGUAGGCCUCACACACGAUGAAAAGUCACAGUGUUCAGCGUGCUAUUACUGUUUCGGCGCUGGAGGAGGGAAGGAUCGGGGCACCGCCAGUUGUAACCGUUAUUUAAAACAUUGCUUUGCAGACCCAAAAAAAUGGAUUUGGCCAACCAUGGACUUAUUCUGCUGCAACAGUUAAACGCUCAGAGGGAAUUUGGUUUCCUGUGUGACUGCACAGUUGCUAUUGGUGAUGUUUACUUCAAGGCCCACAAAUCUGUCCUUGCUUCGUUCUCCAAUUACUUUAAGAUGCUAUUUGUCCAUCAGACCAGUGAAUGUGUCCGCUUGAAGCCGUCGGACAUCCAGCCCGAUAUCUUCAGCUAUCUCUUGCAUUUGAUGUACACGGGGAAGAUGGCACCCCAGCUAAUCGACCCAGUCCGAUUAGAACAGGGAAUCAAGUUUCUGCACGCCUAUCCUCUCAUCCAGGAAGCCAGCCUCGCCAGCCAGGGAGCCUUCUCCCAUCCGGAGCAAGUUUUCCCCUUGGCCUCGUCUUUGUACGGCAUUCAGAUUGCAGAUCACCAGGUAAGACAAGCCGCUAAGGUUACCUCGGCCGCCGACAAGCUCGGGCGAGAGCCAAGGCCGCACACGUCCAGGAUGAACCAAGAACAGGUGCCCGAAGGGGCCCCGCUCUCUCAGUUAACGCCAGCCGUCACCCAAGCGAAUCGGACUAACGCCACCCCCUCGGAACCCUUGCAGCCCUCGCUGUCCCCCGAACUCGUCUCUACUCCCGUCCCGCCGCCCCCUCCGGGGGAGGAGACGAACAUGGAAGCCUCCUCCUCGGACGAGCAACCGGCAGCCCUCACGAUAGCCCACGUCAAGCCGAGCAUCAUGAAAAGGAACGGCAGCUUCCCAAAGUACUACGCCUGCCACCUGUGCGGGCGGAGGUUCACCUUGCGGAGUAGCUUGCGGGAGCAUCUCCAGAUUCACACCGGGGUCCCUUUCCCGGCAAGCCAACAGGGAGAGGGUAGCGUGUCCCUCUCUCUGUGUAGCAGCGUGGCCGAACUAGCGAAAGAUGCCAUGGAAGUGCCUGAGGCGGGGAUGACGAGCGACAGCGAGCUGCAGCAUAUCUCCGACUCCCCCAUAAUCGACGGGCAGCAGCAGUCGGAAACCCCACCCCCUUCGGACAUCGCGGACAUCGACAACUUGGAGCAGGCGGACCAAGAGCGGGAGGUUAAGAGGCGGAAAUAUGAGUGCACCAUCUGCGGACGCAAAUUUAUUCAGAAAAGCCACUGGAGGGAGCACAUGUACAUACACACCGGCAAGCCUUUCAAAUGCAGCACGUGCGAUAAAAGCUUCUGCAGGGCCAACCAGGCAGCCAGACACGUCUGCCUAAACCAGAGCAUAGACACGUACACCAUGGUGGACAAACAGACGCUGGAGCUUUGCACCUUUGAGGAAGGGAGCCAGAUGGACAACAUGUUGGUACAGACCAACAAACCCUACAAAUGCAACUUGUGCGACAAAACGUUUUCUACUCCCAACGAGGUGGUCAAACACUCGUGCCAAAAUCAGAACUCUGACGUGUUUGCUCUAGACGAGGGGAGGUCCAUCCUCCUGGGCGGCGGGGACUCGGAAAUGACAGAGCCGGAUCACUCAGUGUUAGCCUCCAUCAAAAAGGAGCAAGAAACAGUGUUAUUAGAUUGAAUGGGUUACUCGUUUUUUACGCAUCGCUUUCGUUCUGACAAAAGACUGUUCUUCCUUUCCCCCAACCGGAAGUACCAACGAAUCUCCUUGGCAUGAUAGGAAGACUUCCUCCUUCCCUUUACCCUCUUUCUUCCAACUCCCCCCGACCCACCUUUAAACAAGGUUUUGUGCAUUGUAAACCUGGAGUAUGUUCAACUUCUAACGCAAAAGAAAAUUUCAAGGGGAAUGACCGGUACCGCUAGCGGACUCGAGAAAUAGAUCUUGAGAAAUUUUCGGCUCUUUUAAAAGCAGAUUUGGACUCGGUGCAGGAUACCCAUUAGAAACUCAGUUAGCCAUCCGGUAAACUAAAAAUCAAAUUAUUACCACUGUUUCCCCACGUCUUCUAUCUGAGAAGGGCUAUUGUCCAGUGAUGGUGCGCUUCUUAGAUCUACAGCUGGGUACCGUGGAAAAUACCGUGUAACAGUUAAGAGAAAAGGUUAACCCCGAGAAAUCUAUUAAUAUUUAGUUACCCUCAAGGUUUUGUUUCAGGUCACAUCAUUUAUUUACACACACCCCCAAAUCAUAAAUUACUAAACCUACUUUAACAACAAAAGAGUAAUAAUAAUGUGAUGGCAAUCUCUUUUAGUUUUGAAAAACUGUUGAAAAUCUAUGCGUGUAUGAGUGUGAGAGAGUGUCUAAGUGUGCGUGAUCGAUAUACUAUAAACAGGUGAAUAAAUGCACAUGCCUUAUCUAAGCGUUGGCCUUCUCUUUCCAUAUUGAACCAAAAAAUCUCAUUUUGGUGUGGGUUUUUUCUUUUUUUUUUCUUCUAGGGCCCUAAAAUUAGGUGUUAUACGUAACGCUCUUUUUAAAAAUCAAAUUCCCAUGUGCACAUUGAAAAUAUUACUACUGAAUGGUAAAUGAUAUGAUCAAUAUUCUCAAUCAGACAUAGAGGUAAAUAGCGAAACUUUGUAUUGGUGAAUGUUGUUCCAAGGCUGUUCCAGCAGUCACCUUACUGAAUUCACCUGUAGCACUAACAAAGUCUUAAGUGCACGCUUGUUUCCCUAAAAGAUACCGGCAGAAGAAGAAUAUAGUGAAGGUGUAGGUUUGUAAAAUAUACUCUGUAAGCGUGUCUUGAAAGCCAUCUGAUUUAAAGGUCUAAGUCAGAAAAGUAGGAUAAAAAGCUGGAAGUUGCUAUUUGAGCUAGCUCAUGGUUUCGAUGUUCAAUAUUGUUUUGAAUUUUUUUUUUAAUGCCUGACAAAAGUGGCCGAGUUGGCAGCAGUAAAAAUGUCCAUUAACCUGUUCUUAAGCCAGUAGGAAGGUCUCAAGGGCCAAAAUUAAAGUCCCACCGAAAUAAAAAAAGGAGGAGAAAGGGGAAGGAAAUCCCUAAAGUUCUACUCUGUGUAUAUGUUAAACUGAAUGUCCCAUCAUUCUACUCCAUGUAUAGUUGAGUUCUAAGAUUUGUAAGUUUUUAUACAUCAUUUCAUUGAAUAAAAAUGAAUUUAAAUGAA
Molecule: messenger RNA, 3795 nt
Organism: Ornithorhynchus anatinus (platypus)
Lineage: Eukaryota; Metazoa; Chordata; Mammalia; Monotremata; Ornithorhynchidae
Gene: ZBTB2
Product: zinc finger and BTB domain containing 2
Exons: 2
Coding region: 764-2308 (514 amino acids)
Biological process (GO): regulation of transcription by RNA polymerase II
Cellular component (GO): nucleus
Molecular function (GO): DNA-binding transcription factor activity, RNA polymerase II-specific; RNA polymerase II cis-regulatory region sequence-specific DNA binding; protein binding
Source: RefSeq, a predicted model, not a curated record